AUGCUAUCGGUACUCAGAAGCGGUGUGAGAAGAGGGCCUAUACUAUCUCGUGGCUUCUCACAAUCAGUUCUUCGUAGGGCAGAUGUGGAGGUGACUGUUGACAAUGUUAAAGUGAAAAUUGAAAAUGGUUCUUCAAUUAUACAGGCUUGUGAUAAAGCUGGUGUUACUGUUCCUCGUUAUUGUUAUCAUGAUAAAUUAGCCAUUGCUGGUAAUUGUCGUAUGUGUUUGGUUGAAGUGGAAAAAGCACCAAAAUUGAUUGCAUCUUGUGCUUUCCCCGUUAGAGAAGGUAUGGUUGUUAAUACAGAUACGGUAAAAGUUAAGAAUGCUAGGGAAGGUAUUACUGAAUUUUUACUUCAAAAUCAUCCUUUAGACUGUCCAAUUUGUGAUCAAGGUGGUGAAUGUGAUUUACAAGAUCAAUCAAUGAGAUAUGGUGCUGAUCGUGGUAGAUUUAAAGAAGUUUCUGGUAAAAGAGCUGUGGAAAAUAAAGCUAUUGGACCUUUAAUCAAAACAUCCAUGAAUCGUUGUAUUCACUGUACUCGUUGUGUUAGAUUCUUAAAUGAUGUUGCAGGUGCACCUGAAUUAGGUACUACAGGUCGUGGUAAUGAUAUGCAAAUUGGUACUUAUGUUGAAAGAAAUGUUAAUUCUGAAUUAUCUGGUAAUAUUGUUGAUCUUUGUCCAGUUGGUGCCUUAACUUCUAAACCUUAUGCAUUUAGAGCUAGACCAUGGGAAUUGAAAAGAACUGAAAGUAUUGAUGUUUUGGAUGCUGUUGGUUCAAACAUUAGAGUUGAUUGUAGAGGUAUUGAAGUGAUGAGAGUUUUACCAAGAUUAAAUGAUUUUGUUAAUGAAGAAUGGAUUUCUGAUAAGACAAGAUAUGCAGUUGAUGGUUUAAGAACUCAAAGAUUAACUACACCAUUGAUUAGAACAGGUAAUAAAUUCGAACCUGCAACUUGGGAAGAAGCAUUAUCAACAAUUUCGAAUGCAUAUAAUAGAUUACAACCAAAAGGAAGUGAAAUUAAAGCUGUUGCUGGUGCUUUAUCAGAUGUUGAAUCCAUGGUUGUAUUGAAAGAUAUUAUAAAUAAAUUAGGAUCUGAAAAUUUAACAACUGAUGAUAUUGAUAGAAUUCAAGAACCAUCACCAUAUGGAGCUGACAUUAAAUCAAAUUUCCUUUUCAACACCUCAAUAGUUGGUAUUGAGGAAGCUGAUCAAAUCUUACUAGUGGGAACUAAUCCACGUCAUGAAGCAAGUGUUUUAAAUGCUAGAAUUAGAGGUACAUGGUUAGAUAACGAAUUGGAAGUACAUCAUGUUGGACAAGAAUUUGAAUCAACUUUUGAAUUAAACCAUUUAGGUGAAGACUCAAAUGCCUUAAAAGCUGCCUUAGAUGGUGAAGUUGGUAAAAAAUUAGCAAAUGCUAAAAAUCCAUUAAUCAUUGUUGGUUCUGGUGUUGUUAAUUCACCAGAUGCUAAAGGUAUUUAUUCAAUGGUUGGUAAAUUUAUUCAAAGAAAUAAGAAUUUCUUAACACCAGAAUGGAAUGGAUUUAACUUAUUACAACGUGAAGCAUCUCGUGCAGGUGCAUUAGAAGUUGGAUUCCAUAAUAAUUCAAAAGAAGCUGCUGGUACAAAACCAAAAUUCAUUUAUCUAUUAGGUGCAGAUGAAGUUAAAAAUAGAGAUAUUCCACGUGAUGCAUUUGUUGUGUAUCAAGGUCAUCAUGGUGAUUUAGGUGCAUCAUUUGCGGAUGUUAUCUUACCAGGCUCUGCAUAUACCGAAAAGAAUGGAACUUAUGUUAAUACAGAAGGCAGAGUUCAAGCAACAAGAGCUGCAACUUCACCACCAGGUUCAGCAAGAGAAGAUUGGAUGAUUUUAAGAGCAUUAGGUGAAUUUUUAAACGUCGAUUUGAAUUAUGAUGAUGUUUAUUCACUAAGAUCAAGAAUUGGUGAAAUUUCACCAUCACUAUUAUAUCAAGAUGUUAUUGAACCUGUUAGUUCUUCAAUUGCACAAUUAGGUAUCAAUGCAUUAGCUUCACUAGAUGGUAAAAUAACUGGUGCUCCUUUAACUAAUCCAAUUGAAAACUUUUGGAUGACUGAUGUUAUUUCAAGAAGUUCAGUCACUAUGGCUAAAUGUAUUCAAAGCUUUGGUGAAAAGGGUGAUAAAGUCUUUGAUGAACGUCCAGAAUAUGCUAUGGCUUGA
Messenger RNA from Hansenula ciferrii, 2184 nucleotides. RefSeq names its product NADH-quinone oxidoreductase subunit G family protein. The transcript has a single exon. The coding region runs from base 1 to 2184 and encodes 727 amino acids. Gene Ontology annotation, cellular component: membrane. Gene Ontology annotation, molecular function: NADH dehydrogenase (ubiquinone) activity; iron-sulfur cluster binding. Lineage: Eukaryota; Fungi; Ascomycota; Saccharomycetes; Phaffomycetales; Wickerhamomycetaceae. The record is from RefSeq and is a predicted model, not a curated record. Gene Ontology annotation, biological process: ATP synthesis coupled electron transport.